AUUUUUUAGCCAGUAAAAUCGAAGACUCCGAGCACCUCCGUCGAAGAAAAUGUGACCGGCUUCUGGGGAAAUUGUCGCGCCGAAUUUGUGAUUUUUACGGGACGUUUAAGAUUCUGAUGCAACAUGGCGAAAAACCGCUUAAUUUACGCGCUCCAAAUUCUAACAAUGGCGUCGUUUCCGUUUCCCGUAAAGAUGGCGUUUCCGCCCAGUUUGAGAUAUCCUCUGCCGAUAGCCCUCAACAAAAUUACAGGAUUGAAUUUUACCUGCGACUCCGACAAUUUCAACGUUUCCAUUUCGACACACUUGCCCUUUAAAGGGCUGCUUUUCGCCAAGGACUUCGCGCAGGAAUGCAAAGCCAAAGGUGACAUGUCCAAUAAAAUCCAAUUAAGUUUACCCACCUCAGGGUGCGGUGUCAGAUUGAGUUCAGCUUCGACAAAUCAACAUGAGGCUGAAAUGUUUUACACGGUGAAUAUUGUGAUUCAGCAAGACAGGCACUUGAGACAGAUCAGCGAUCAAGAGAAGACCAUCAAGUGUCCGUUGAAGGACGAAGAUCUUUUGGUGAAGAGCAAGGCUUUGGCAAAAACACUGAAGCAGCUGAAGGAUGGAAGAAUACAUCAAAGAGUCGGACGUAUGAAGAACGAGGGCUGGUCUAAAGAACUGGACGGCAAACAACUCGAAGAGGAACUUAACGAAGCUCUAUCAGCAGCAAGAGCGUGGAUGGAGAUAGUUCCCGAAAGCUCGGAGGAUACAUCCUUUGAUACUCUUGAAGUUGGAGAAAUUGCUAUGUUGAGCGUUAAAUCAACUCUACCAGUCGGCAUAGGCUGGAAAGUAGUAGACUGCAUAGCCCACGACGGUCUCGGAGACUCCUCUCAGAAGCUCAUUAACGAAAACGGCUGUCCCGUCGACGAGGCUCUAAUGCCCGCUCUAAUCUACGGCCCCAUCAGGCCCAUAGCUUUGAUGCACCACCAGGAAGCCGUGACCAGAUUCUCCGCGUUCAAAUUCCCCGACAGAGACAGAUUGCACUUGUCUUGCGGACUGCAGCUCUGCAAAGGGGAAUGUUCUAAGCACACUUGCGGUAGUUUGGAUGACAUGCGGAGCCCUAGAGCCUUCUCCGAAGCUUCCGAAGGGGACGUUUUGGAUAGGUUGGAGGUUUUCAACAGCGUUGAGGUGAUUGCGCCGGAAAUCGACGAUUUAAGGGGCAGCGAAAGGCUCCAGAGCGUUCCGGAAACAUUCACUUUUACAAACAUACCGGGCGACAGGACAUUCUGCGUGUCGCAGGACAAAAUGGCCAUAGCCUUCUGCAUCCUCGGCAUGAUUUUUCUGAUCGCUAUAAUAAUAGCAGCCUGCUCGUUGAUCAAAUCGAAGCGGGACGGGCACGGCAUCCCUUACUACUCCAGGAGCUUGUUCUCAGGAAGCAGCACCAGCGGCUCCAUUUUCGGCAGCAAACUGCUCCUGCGCGAAAGCCCAAGCCCCAGGAACAGCCCUUCACACUCCAGAGGAUUGCAAUACGGCAGGAUCUUGUGAUGUUUGUGAUGUGAAUUAAAAUUUGGUAUAUACAGGUAGAUGCAAAUUGUUUGCAAUAUAGGCUAUGUGUGCAACGAAGACAACUUUCAUUGGAAAAAGAAAGAGUGACGUUGUUAAUUGAAUUGUAACUUUCUCACUUUAUCCACUGUUAUUUUAAUAAUCUUUCUUUGUUUAACUCGUAUAGAAUUGACCAUAUUGCAAAACAAUUUUUUACUUAUGUGUAUGCUAGAACGAUGUAAUAUGUAAUAUUGAUCUUGAAAAAAGUAAUUAGGAUAUAAUGAGUCAAUUAAUAGGUAAAUAUCAUAAUUAACGGUGAUUGAUGAAUCGACAUUAUGUCAAAUGUUAAAUUUGACAAUUUGGAAAAUGUUUCGUCAGAGCACCCUUGAUUACGAUUAAGAUAUUAAUGGGCUUAAAUAAAACCUGAGAUUAAUAAAAAAAGGGUGUCAAAAUUAUCAAAUUAUAAUUGUGUUUAAAAAAAACUGUAGUCGACUGAAUCUAUAUAUUUACGUUAUAUGCAUACAUAACACCUAUUGUAAUUUGUAAAAGGGCCUCAGCCUCAUUUAAUAAAUCGGGAAUAGUAAAAGUUACUCGCUGAAUACGUUCAAAAAUAUACAGGGCGAUUAAAAUUUGGUUUGUUACAAAUUUUUAUCGCCUCGUUUGAAUUUAGCUCGUGUCGUUAAUCAUUGGUGUAUGGUGUAUAUGGGAUAAAUUUGUCUGAUAUUUUUGAUGAUUAAAGCAAAAAUGUUAGACAAUUCGUAUUAAAUAGAAUUGCGCAGAAUUUUUUACUAUCGAGAGUUAAAAAUUUUUUGCGACAUUCUGUGUAUAGCUAUAACUAAUACUAACUUAUAAUGUCUAGAAAUUGUAUGUUUAGCUUAACUGUAAUAAACUUUUUUAAACCUCGUCAAUUCAUGUGUUUUAAAUAAUUAAGCAAUUUAAUUGUUAAUUAAUUAUACGCAUAAUUAAAAUUAUAAAAUAUAA
This is a messenger RNA of Phyllotreta striolata, 2502 nucleotides long. The record is from the annotation of a GenBank genome assembly. Lineage: Eukaryota; Metazoa; Arthropoda; Insecta; Coleoptera; Chrysomelidae.